UCCCAACCAACAUCAAUCAAUUCAUUUGCAGGCCAGCAUGACGAACAAGCGCGUGCGGGGCAUCGCAAUCCAUCGCCCCCUCCUCAUUGGGUCGACUGCUACUCCCUUGACCCCUGCAGAGAAGAUGUCCGCCGACCCUCUUCACACACACAAAUGGACAGUAGCUGUCCGCUCAGCAGCCUCAAAUCCCCUUCCCACUCACCUCUUCGACGACGCUGGUGCGCCUUUGCCUCCUACAACUACUGCCACUCCGUCAACAGGCGCAGCAGCCGGAACGCGUGGCCGGGACACCGAGACGGACUACCACAAGCAUAUUGGAGGGAAAGAUGACAUUUCUCACUUCGUCCGUCGAGUCCAAUUCAAGCUGCACGACUCAUUCCCGCAGCCAGUGAGGACGUGCGACCGUCCGCCGUAUCAGGUGACGGAGACCGGUUGGGGAGAGUUUGAGGUGCAGAUCAAGAUUUGGUGGGUCGCCGAGAGUGGAGAGAAGCCUUUGCAGACUUUUCAUUACCUCAAGUUGCAUCCGUGGAAUCCACUGCCUACCCCUGCCAGUGCGGUCAGCGAGACGGGAACGACGGCAAGUGCUGCGGCCACGACGGCGGGAACGACUGAGGCUGCGGCUACGGCGCCUCCAGCAGAGGGCGCAGGUGCUGGAGUUGCAGCCGCCGGGGCGCCUCAGAAGGAAGGACAUGGCGAGGCAAUCGCAGGGCGAGCGAGUGUAGAAGACGUGACUACUCAGCCAAAGGCAGCUGUAGGAUCAUUAAGCAGUGAGGCAGAGAAGCCAGCCGAAAGCAGCUCAGAGCCCAAGCCUGUGGAGAGAGAGCAAGACGCGGCGGCGGCAGUACCCUCUUCAUCAGUCGAGCAGGCUCCAGCACCUACGGCAGGCGGCACAAGCAUGGGCGAGGCCAGCUCAUCCUCGACACUCGACGCUGCUCCAGCCCCAAAGCCAUCCAUCGCCCUUCCUCCCGUUGUUCACUCCUGGCAAUACGAUGAGGUCGUCUUCCCCGAGCCGACAGAGGCCAUGCAGGAGACUUUCCGCAUCCAUCCGCCGACUCCACUACCCACAACGGCCUCUCAAGCGUUCACGGACCCCAAGACAUCGCGACUACAGCAUGGCUUUCAAGCGGCCUCCUCCUCUCAGCCUCAACCACCGUACCCACUCCACGCGCCCAGCUCACAGCCCUACUUGUACGGCAUUUCACAGGCCUCAAUGCAGGCCGAGGCUGAUCGAUUGGACAUUGCCAGGAUAGAGGCUGUGAGGGAGCUGGAGAAGGAGCGCAAUAGAUUGAUCGAGGCGGAGAGGGAGUUGAGGAGGGUCAGGCAGAAGACGGAGUCAUUGAUGAACGCGGGUGGAGGUGGGGGUGCCAGCGCUGCUAGAUGAUUGUGCAAAGAGUAGCGAGAAAUCAAUGAUACCAUUCGGC
Messenger RNA from Jaminaea rosea, 1421 nucleotides. RefSeq names its product yeats-domain-containing protein. Lineage: Eukaryota; Fungi; Basidiomycota; Exobasidiomycetes; Microstromatales. Gene Ontology annotation, biological process: chromatin remodeling; regulation of transcription by RNA polymerase II. Gene Ontology annotation, molecular function: histone binding. Gene Ontology annotation, cellular component: Swr1 complex; NuA4 histone acetyltransferase complex. The record is from RefSeq and is a predicted model, not a curated record. The transcript has 2 exons. The coding region runs from base 38 to 1381 and encodes 447 amino acids.